CGUUCUCAGGAUUGGACGCUCCAACCGUCAAUCGUAACCAUAGUAAUCAGGCUAGGUUGGCCGAUUGACGGAAGCGCGAGCGGAAUCUUCAUGAAGUUUCGCUGCGGUGGCGGCGACAGCGAAGAUGGUGAUAAUAUUGAUAACGUGAAACCAUCGGAAGCGGCGGCCGAGUCUGUCCAACCGCAGCCCGGAUUCAGCAGAGCGGCCGUUUGCCAGAGGUCGUGCAGCUCCGCGGGGGAUACGAGACGUUAGCAAUCUGUGGCCGGGGAAAACGCGAAUCCUCCUGGAGAGAGAAACCGCCAGGGUCAGGGAGGAGGAAAACACAAAAACAGAUCCACAGCUAUACUUGGGGACAGAGAGAAAGAGAGACACCGACAGAUAUAACCGCGUGAAGAGGGAGUGAGAAAGAUAGCCUCCCUUCUCUCUUCGUACACUCUCACACAAAAAUACACCAAAAGGACGCAGUCUUGUGUAAUCUUUCCAAGGGCAGGGAGAGAGAGAGACAUCUGAAUGUGGCGAGAGACAUCUGAAUGUGGCGAGAGACAGAAACCCGCUGUCACCUAGGUUAGAGAGGAACAGCCACAUACAUCGAACUCGGGAGGAUCAAACAGUAACACGAAGAGAGCGGUAUUAAUUCAUCCUACGGAAAAGUGACAACUUCGGGAAGGAGAGUGAGAGAGAAGGGUUAAACAGUGCUACUGAACCUCCGCAAACAGGAACAGAAAGCGAGAAUGUGGGCUUAGGGACAGACGCAGAGUGGGAGAGCUCAGUGGGAUAUAAUUUAAUCGAUUUGUUAUAGUCAAAAACCGUGCAGUAAUAGCAUUCGCAGGAUUGUUGGAACAUUUUCCUUUGGAGCCUGGUACCUUUCCACUGCUGCUUUUUUGUUUAAAAAUAGCCCUUAUUGGUAACCAUGGGCCUGCCGGCACUUGAGUUCAGUGAUUGCUACCUAGACAGUCCACAAUUCCGGGACAGAAUCAAGUCUCAUGAAGCAGAGCUGGAAAAAACAAAUAAGUUCAUUAAAGAUCUGAUUAAAGAUGGAAAAGCAUUGAUUCAGGCAAUGAAAAAUCUGUCUGUUGCAAAGAAGAAGUUUGCAGAAUCUUUAAAUGAAUUUAAGUUUCAGUGUAUUGGAGAUGCGGAGACAGAUGAUGAGAUCAAUAUAGCGAGGUCACUUCAGGAGUUUGCAGGAGUUCUAAAGAGCCUUGAAGAUGAGCGGGGACGUUUGAUUGAGAAUGCUGGUGAUGUUUUAAUCAGUCCAUUGGAAAGAUUUCGGAAAGAGCAGAUUGGAGCUGCAAAGGAAGCAAAGAAAAAAUAUGAUAAGGAAACAGAAAAGUAUUGCAAUUUGCUGGAAAAACAUUUAAAUUUGUCAUCGAAGAAAAAAGAUUCUCAUCUUCAAGAGGCAGAUUGUCAGGUUGAUGUCGUCCGACAGCAUUUCUAUGAAGUGUCACUGGAAUACGUAUUCAGAGUGCAUGAAGUGCAAGAACGAAAGAUGUUUGAGUUUGUGGAACCAGUAGGUGAACGGUUUAAAUUACACUGGCUUAUGGUACUGACUGACUGA
Rhincodon typus (whale shark) is the source of this 1555-nucleotide messenger RNA. RefSeq names its product rho GTPase-activating protein 26-like. The coding region runs from base 911 to 1555 and encodes 214 amino acids. Gene Ontology annotation, cellular component: cytoplasm. Lineage: Eukaryota; Metazoa; Chordata; Chondrichthyes; Orectolobiformes; Rhincodontidae. The record is from RefSeq and is a predicted model, not a curated record. The transcript has 6 exons. Gene Ontology annotation, molecular function: GTPase activator activity; protein binding.